GAAAACGCAAGCUACUGAAUUUUGGCAUUUCUAAUUCUAAUCACACUCAUGAACAAUUUGGAACCCCUGCAUUAACUCCUGGCAUAACAUGUCCUGUGAGGAAAUCUACAGUUUUUUAAAUGGUUAAUGUUUAUUGCAGUCUGAGAACAAAACAUUCUGCACAGACAACAAUUCCAAUGGAACAGGAGAAGCAUUUUUUUUUAGUUAGGACAAGAAAACACAUGAAAGGAAUGGAUCAGAAGCAUACUGAGUAUUGAUAUUUUUUAAAAAAACGGCAGCCUACAAGUUUAUUAUGGUCACUACAACCGUAAGACUCCGAAAAUACCUGUGUGCAAUUAAAAGUAACAUGACAUCUCACUUUCAAACUGUUACCAUAUCCUGUAGAAUCACAAUAUGCAAUUUCCUAUUGCACAAUAAGCUAUAUGACCUUGUUUGUCUUCAUGAUUUUGAGAUUCUUUGCUACAGAGAUUUUCUUGCAUAUUUGUGAGGUGUUCUGACUUCACGUUUGUAUUUAGAAUGCUAGAUACACACUUAAUUUGAUAUCAAUCUGCUGUUUUGUGAGCUGAAAGGGCUGCAGACACCGCAGUUAUUAUUGCAGAGGAGUACUUGAAAUUCACUUCAAGUGAAUGUGUCUGAAUCCUUAGUGUCACAUGAAAUCCCAAGUUUGAGCAUGUUUUUGUCCCAAUAUGAUUAAACAUGUGCAUGGAAUUACCCUAUAAUAAAACAUAUUAUACUGAACUUAUCAUUUGUAUUGACCACAUAAUCACAGAUACAGAACAGUUUGACUUGCUAUUGGAGGGCACUGCAGACUGACAUGCACUUUAGUGUUCAGUGAGGUGCUGGAAAUAACUAUUGUAGAUGAAUAAAUUCACUUGAAUAUGUUAACUACUUCUAAUAGGAUGAAAUGCUGCUCAUAACAUAGUUGCUCAAUAUAGUUCCUUGUGGGGAAGUCUGCUCAAUUCACUCAGUAGACAUAUACCUAUGGUUUAUUUGUACUAGUUUUAUUACAUUUAAUAAACAGAUUAAUUACAUUUACAGGUGUUUCAGCAGUCUGAAGGUGUGUAUACUUAAACCUGUGGUCACAAAUUUACAUAUCGUCAUUUGUUCUGCAAUCCUGUGCAUUUUAAUGAUCAUAAUGAUAUAAUACUUUCUCGCCCUGUACAAUACGUAAAUUCAGACUACACUACGGAAGUGCUUACAAGCCUGUGGCAACAGUAUCUUCACGGUCUGUCAGACCACAUUUCCAGAGUACACUGCAACUGCCUACUACAGCAACAUACUGUAAGCCAAGAGGGGUUUGCCAUCACCUGCAUCAUCUCAAUGUCAAACGCAAGCAAUGACCAUAUGGAAGCUGAAGAGGGGUACAUUGCCCUGUACACUAUCACAAUUAUUCUUGGCGCUAUUGGAAAUGGACUUGUCAUUACAGUAUAUGUUCGUCUCGGGAAACUACCUUCAGUCACUGAUGCCAACCUGCUGAAUCUCGCCAUUUCAGAUCUGCUUUUGGUGCUCACAAAUAUUUUAUAUCUGUCAGAAAACAUUACCUGCUGGAAAUAUGGAGACGUUGUGUGUAAAAUUAGUGCCUGGAUAAACGAGGUGUCCUCUUCUGCCAGCGUCCUUUUCCUGACCUCCAUUUCCAUGGAUCGGUAUUUUGCCAUUGUCAGAUCGAAAACAAACCCAGCUAGGAGGACCACUUUCAGCCUCUGCAGAAAAACUGCAUUCUUCAUCAUAUGGCUAAGUGCUUUUCUGAAUGCCCUGCCUGACCCUUUCAUAUACUCUGUAAAUAAUCAGACGCAGCAAUGUGAACCUGGUCACGACCUGAAACUUGUUGGUUUUAUAACCCUGGGAAUACAGUUUACACUAACAUUCUUCCUUCCACUGUUAAUUAUACUGUUCUGCUAUAUAGUGUUAGUUAUAAAGGUUUGCCAGACAUCUAUUUUGAGAAAACAACAAGUUUACAGAAUAGUGUGUGCGCUUAUAUCUGUCUUUUUGCUUCUUCAGGCACCCAGGCAGUUGUGCAUAUUGACAGCUGCCUUUACUCAAACUGAACACAGCUGUUUAGAAAUCACUUAUGUUUUGUCAACCUUCUCCUGCUGUGUGAACCCCAUCAUAUACGCUUUGCUUUGGGACAGAUUUAGACAGAGAAUCAAAGAAUUAUUUUCCAAGUGUUUAAUGAGGUCUGAAAAAGCUAAAGCAGUUUCACAAAGCCAUUCUUUAUCAAAUACACUGGAUUUAUAAACGAGAGGAGGUAAGAGUAAUAAAAUUAAUUUUAACAUGUUUGCUAAAUGUUUGCCAAGAGGGAUAUAGCUGCAUAGGUGAAAGACUGAUUCUAUUACAAUAGGAGCUGUCAUUUGUAUGAAGAGCAAUGAGAGAUCAUUCCUAAAUUUAAAUUACCCUAUACAUCAAACAAAGAGUACAAAAGACUAAUAAUCACAGAGAGUUGAGUUGCAUGAAGGUGAAAACGGGAUUAUGUUGUCACAGUGCAUGGGAAGGCAUCAUGCCACACAUUACAGCUGCCAAAAUGUUUGCAUUUAAGCACGAUCAGACAACUGAGCAAUAGUUAUAGACAAUAUUGGCUGUUAAAAGUUACUCAGGUAGUAGAUACACAGGUUAUACGACAUUUUCGGAUGUGAAAGCUCCACUCCACCGUGAUAAGUAAAAAGGGCCAACGGCUCACUAACAAUGUAAUUGUAAGAAAAGGUUUUGAUCAACAGUUUGCAAAGCCAAAUUUUUUCGUAUACAAAGAAGAAAAAGAGAAGAAUGAGAACCAGCACUCAACACUUUUGAAAUUUCACUAUAACCUGUCGCUCAGCUCGAAGCAGAAACAAAAACUUUGAUCCAUAUAGCAGCAUAUUAUUUCAGAACAUGCCCAGUGAACCUCGGAGCUGGAAAAUCCAUAAAUCCCCACAUUAGCACUGGGACUAAAAAUAGUUCUCAAUGUACUGGACUUUGAAAACCCAUUCAUUCUUCCCUGACUCGAAGCUACUUAUCCCAAUAUAGGGCUGCAGUAAACUGGAAUCUCUCUUAGACAAAGCAGUAAUGCCUCCUGGAUAGGAUGCCAGGCCGUCACAGGGCACGUACACAGAGGCAGCGUACAGACACGUACGGAACUUUGUCAGCACGCCUUGGGAAGAUGGGAGGAAACCUGGGAAAUCCUACAUGUCCACUGAUUGCUGAAUACACACAAAAUGUUACCGACUACCAAAAAGACAACAUUGAUAUUUUAAGGGCUUGAUGUUUUUCUAUACACUCUCUUUUACAUGCUUUGUGAUCUGUGUCUCAGAGCUGUAUUUUGUUUUCCUAAAAUGUAAGCAUCUGUAAAAAAAAAAAAAUGGACCUCAAUUCGGAGGCAUUCAAUGGCUCCCAAAUACCUGUACAUGUGUAUAUACUGUAUAUAGAUUAUAUAUUAUAGAUCUAUAUAUAUAUUAUAUAUUAUGUAUUUCUUUUUGUCAGAAUUAUGACCAUCUGCUUUCUUCACUGGGAAACCCAUUCUCAGGCUAAACUGAUAAAAAAAGAAAGUGUGAGCAAUGCCAGACUGGAAGGGAGAGUUAAGUAGUUAUGUACAAUAAGUUAGAGUGACAGCAUCACACACAUGGGUUCAGUUGUUCAGACCCCUUUUUAAGAAAAAAAUCCUCUUAGCACCUGUACCACAGUGGUUUGUGUUCUGCUAAUACUGUGAAUGACAAGUUUAAUGUUCUCAUUUGAAAACUGAAGGGUAAAAAGAUGGAAAAGGGAAACAGGAGAAGGAAAAAAGUAUAGUAAAGUAAAGGAUAACAUGGAUUCAAGAUGAGAGCUCUCACGAUUGUUUGUAAAAAACAGAAAAAUGAAGUGGAAACAAAAGAAAGUAUAUCACUGAAAAACCAAGCACUCAAAAACAGAAGGAAUAACUUUAAAAUACGGUAUAGAGCUACAGUAGAUUAGAAUCUGGAACAGUCCCCACCUGCAGUCCAGUGUGGAAACAGUAACGCUGUUAUUCGCAAUUUACUGUCAACUUAUUUCAGAAAUACUGUAGUCCGUCAGUAUCGCACCCUGUCACAGUACCAAAACCACAUUGACAGUCAGCCCUGUUUAUGGUCAAAAUACUAAGUACAAAAGGUCAGUAACAUACUCUUCAAAUAUGGUAAAAAAAAAGACAAAAAAAGUGUCUUACAAACUACAGUACUAGCUAUUCCCUGAAUAAACUAAAAUAUUCUAGAAGUUACCAAUUAUGUGGGUGGGUGAAUUUAAAUUAAUAAGCGGAUAGUUGUAGGGUACAGUUAUAUGUUAUAUAUUUUCAUAAUGUAUACUGUGAGUUCUGAUACAUUCAUAUGAUAAAUAGGUACAGUAUUUCUAUGAAUUGUAAUGGAAUCUC
Lepisosteus oculatus (spotted gar) is the source of this 4348-nucleotide messenger RNA. Its product is annotated as C-C chemokine receptor type 7-like. Gene Ontology annotation, cellular component: membrane. Lineage: Eukaryota; Metazoa; Chordata; Actinopteri; Semionotiformes; Lepisosteidae. Gene Ontology annotation, molecular function: G protein-coupled receptor activity. The record is from RefSeq and is a predicted model, not a curated record. Gene Ontology annotation, biological process: G protein-coupled receptor signaling pathway.